Molecule: messenger RNA, 817 nt
Organism: Sorghum bicolor (sorghum)
Lineage: Eukaryota; Viridiplantae; Streptophyta; Magnoliopsida; Poales; Poaceae
Exons: 3
Coding region: 137-685 (182 amino acids)
Source: RefSeq, a predicted model, not a curated record
AAUUUAAACCCCUUCUAGUCUUCUUCUGCUUAUAAUACUUGUCUAAUCUAAGCUUUCCAUCGUUAACUCCAGCACAAGUAAGACAGCAGUCUUAAGCUUAAGUCCAGCAGCAUCAGCAAUUCAGCAUCUUCUAUCCAUGGCUUCCGUCCUCCACGCACAGCUUCCAGCUUUCGUCUUCUCCCUGUCCCUUCUCCUCUCCUCUGCACUUGGGGCGAGCUCGAGGGUGGUGUGCGAGCAGCUGACGGCGGAGCUGUGCGCGUUCGCCGUGUCGUCCACGUCGCGGCGGUGCGUGCUGGAGAACACGCACUGCGCGGGGCGGGCGACGGAGUACCAGUGCCGGACGUCGGAGGUGGUGGUCGAGGACGGCCGGCUGUCGGGGCUGGUGGAGACCGACGGCUGCGUGCGCGCGUGCGGCGUCGACCGCGCUACCGUCGGCAUCUCCUCCGACUCCCUCCUCGACCCCCGCGUCGCCGGCGCGGUUUGCUCACCGGCCUGCCUCCGGGGAUGCCCCAACAUCGUCGACCUCUACUCCAACCUCGCCGCCGGAGAGGGAGUAGCUUUUUCAGAGUUGUGUGAGGUACACCGUUCGAACCCUCGCCGUGCCCUGGCACAGCUCCAAAGCUCCGGUGAGGCACAUGGUACUCCUGCUUCUGCUCCUUCACCAACGGCGCCUCCUUCAGCUUAACCAGAUUUUUAGAUACAUGAUGAUGUUAUCAAUUUAUAGAUAAAUAUAUUUAUCAUCAAUGAUUGCUUAGAGAGUUGUAUUAUUGUUACGUGACUUAUAUUUUAAUAAUUUCAACAUUAUUUUUGCUUCUCA